CUACGUUUAGUAAACCUGUAGCGGUUCAAUAGAACGUCAAUACUUUGCUUGAUUCAGACGAACUUUUUCGUUGUUUUCAAAUACUUCAGUUGAUUUUCCCGUGAAAAUGUCGCUACGUUUUGGUGCAAAUUUGAAUUUCCUCUUUCGUGAAAGUGGUGCCAAUGUGUUGGAACAAUUCCGUUUGGCCAGAGCAUCUGGUUUUCGUGGCAUUGAAAUGGUUUGCCCCGAACAAAUCAGCAAAGAAGAUGUAGUUUCUGCACAGAAAGAAAAUGAAAUUGAAGUGGUUCUUCUCAAUGUCAGCCUAGGUACAAAACCCGAGGCAGCCUUUGGUUGUGCGGCAUUACCGAAUAUGGAGAAUGAAUUUCGGGCCAAUUUUCAACGAACUUUGGAAUAUGCAAAGGCUUUGAAUUGCAAAAAAAUCCAUAUCAUGGCUGGUAAACCUGCCGACUUUGAUGCAGCUGAUGAAACUUACUUGAGAAAUUUGCAGUUCGCAGCUGAGCAAUUGGAAUCGACAGGUAUCAUAGGUGUAAUUGAGCCGAUCAAUAAUUAUAGUAUUCCCGGAUACUAUUUGAACUGCUACGAUAAAGCACUUAAUAUUUUGAAAAAAUUGAAUAACACCAAUAGCAUCAAGUUAAUGAUUGAUCUGUUUCACCUACAACUCAUCCGAGGCAACAUAACGAACACAUUGAAUGAAUUGAAGUCACACAUUGGACAUGUUCAAGUUGCACAGGCACCACAACGAAAUGAACCGAAUGCCGCAGGCGAAGUGAACUUCAAAUAUGUGUUUAAGGUGUUAGAAACUGUUGGCUAUAAUGGUUGGGUUGGGUGCGAAUAUAAACCAACAAACAAUUCGAAAGACAAUUUGGAGUGGAUCAAGGAGUAUGGAUACACGUUCUGAAGGAGAAAACACAAAUAUAUGCAGCCACCGGCCGAAUGGUAAUUAUGCAGGACCAACAUCCAAACAUGCUGAAACACGCAUUCCUGUCGGUGUUUUUUUCCAGGCCAAAAUGUUCAUAUUUUUUGUCAUGAUUUUUAACGAAGAUUAUGAAUAAAUUAGUUGUUAAUAAAC
Sitodiplosis mosellana (orange wheat blossom midge) is the source of this 1069-nucleotide messenger RNA. RefSeq names its product putative hydroxypyruvate isomerase (gene Gip). The coding region runs from base 107 to 898 and encodes 263 amino acids. The transcript is spliced from 6 exons. Gene Ontology annotation, biological process: glyoxylate metabolic process. The record is from RefSeq and is a predicted model, not a curated record. Lineage: Eukaryota; Metazoa; Arthropoda; Insecta; Diptera; Cecidomyiidae. Gene Ontology annotation, molecular function: hydroxypyruvate isomerase activity.